AGUUAGAAGGAUUUGGCUGACGGUGCAUCCACGCAGCAGUAAAACAGGAUCGUGACUCAGAGGACGUCUGCUGGGGAACACGACUGAAGCUGCAAACAGAUCCCUCUGUUCCUCAGGUGUUGUCUGAAACCGGAUCGGCUGAUGAGACCAGCAGCUGCUCUCUGGACUCGCUCAGACCGGCCAGAUGGAUCAGAAGAGUGUGAUCAGACUCAGUCACUGUGACAAGGACAUCUACUGCUUCUUCGUGCCGGAUCAGUGUCCCGAGUGCGGCGUCAGCUUCAGCGGCAAGCGUCUGGAGGAAGCCCCGGUCAGCGUCCCCAGCCCCUUCAGUAACGGACACAAAGAACCGUGUGCUUUCCUGGUGACCUCCACAGAUGUGCUCAGGGACUUCGAUGGCAGUUCUGAUCUUCACACAGGAAUCAGCAACACGAGCGGCACGGUGUACAGCUACACACGGAGCGGUGUGCAGAGAGAGUCUCAGGGCUGGGAGCGCUGUGUGUGUGUGCCGCUGGUGCACACACACAUGUUCAGUCUCAGGAGCCAGUGGGACCAGUAUCUGGAGCAGUUCUCCAGCGCUCACACCUGGGACCCGGCCAGCCACAGCUUUGACGAGGAAAGCCACAACUGCUACAGCUUCUCUCUGAUGUUCAUCAACUGUGUCCUGGCCACGCAGUCCAAGCCAGCGCUGAGUAAAGAUGAGUUCACACGCUCCUUCGUGCUUCCUCGGAUCAAACGAGCUUCCAAGUACAUGAUGCUGUGCCGUGAGAUCUCCCAGAACCACUUCUACAUCGUGGACAGUACACACAGAGACUCAGGCCAGGGUCCGAGUGAGGACGACGACAGCAAGAACAAAUGAGAAGAAUCAGACUUCCUCAGCUCCUUACACGUCUUCUCUCAAGGUGAAGAAUGCCGAAACGUGCCUGUCGAUCCGUACUCUAAUGACCUGACACCACGUCUGUAGAACCUUCCAGAUGUUUAUCAUCAGUGUCCUGCAGCACAGAAGCAGUCAUCAGUGUCACAGACGUAUAUUUGGAGAAAUACACAACAAUACACUGUAUGAGUCACAAUUA
This is a messenger RNA of Carassius auratus (goldfish), 1070 nucleotides long. It is a transcript of the gene mkrn2os.2, whose product is annotated as MKRN2 opposite strand, tandem duplicate 2. Lineage: Eukaryota; Metazoa; Chordata; Actinopteri; Cypriniformes; Cyprinidae. The transcript has 4 exons. Bases 185 to 856 code for a protein of 223 amino acids. The record is from RefSeq and is a predicted model, not a curated record.